ACCUCAAUCCCAUGCCACUUGGAGAGAGUGAGAGGAAUAUAAACUGGUACGCAUAUGAGCUUAACACUUUGUAUGGACACAACUCUUUUCAUAUUAGAUUAAUCAGAGUGGGAGAACACAAACAAGAAGAGCCGAAACAGGAUUUUUAAGGAUUAUCAAAGAGGGUCAUUGGAAUGCGAACCGUAUCACCACUGUUGGGUGCAUAAACCCUGGACCAACCUUUGAUCUAAGAUUGGUCUCACAAUGAGUCAUGAAUUUGAGAUAAGAUACAUUUUACUUUCUUUUUUUUAACCAGAGACAUUUGCUCUGAGACAGACAGGUGGCUAUAUCUCCAGACUUUCAGGAAGCCGUACCCAACACAGCACUGCAAUCAUGGGUGAAUGGGGCUUCCUCAGUGGACUCUUUGAUAGCCUCCAGGCCCACUCGCCGAUGCUUGGUCGUUUCUGGCUCUUACUCAUGCUUGUUUUUCGGAUACUGAUCCUAGGAACUGUAGCCAGUGACCUGUUUGAUGAUGAGCAAGAGGAGUUUGCCUGCAACACCCUCCAGCCGGGCUGCAAACAGGUGUGCUACGACAUGGCCUUCCCCAUCUCCCAGUACAGAUUCUGGGUGUUUCACAUCGUCCUCAUCGCUACACCUUCUCUGGUUUUCCUCAUGUAUGUCAUGCAUCAUCACAAGAAGAGGACCAGCCGCUCCAAUUCCAGCCAAUUUAGCAGCCAGGACUACAGAGAAGAGAUCCAUUUAAGGAGGCUUUACCUUAUCAAUGUGGCCUUCCGCAUAUUGGCAGAAAUUGGCUUUCUAGUGGGCCAGUGGCUGCUCUACGGCUUCAAGGUGGAGUCCCAGUAUCCCUGUAGCCGCUUUCCUUGCCCCUACACAGUGGACUGCUUCACCUCCCGCCCUGCAGAGAAAACAGUCUUCCUCUGCUUCUACUUUGUCGUAGGGUUGAUAUCAGCGAUUUCCAGCUGUGCAGAGCUUUUCUACAGCUCCAUGAAGUGGUUCUGCCCAAACAAGCAGCCCUUCACCUCGGAGCAUUCCUGCGUCUGCCAGAACCUCCACAACAUGGAGCAAGAGGAGCCGGAGGCAGUGGGGAAACCUCGAGGGAAGACGGUUCCAGAGAGCGUGUCCAGUAGCGUAAGGCUGAAAGGAGGAUCACUGAGGAGCAGCGCCAGUAGGAAGGUUUCCAGCAUCGGCCACAAGCACAGGGGAGGCAAAUAUGUAAGCACAAGGACAUUCAUGGUGUGAGACGGCCUUGAUUCAAACACACUGCAAUCACUUAUUUUUUAUCUAAAUGUUAUAACAAUAAUUACUGCAUACAAUAAUACCAAAGUAUCUCACUGUUAAUGAGGGAAGGAAUUUUCAUGAUGGUACUAUCAUAAGGAAAUGCCUUGGAGACAGUCAUCAGAUCAGGAAACGAGCAAAGACAAGACUGAUGGCCCUGAUAAGGCAGACGCAUUGUUGACUUGUUUGCUCUCCUGAGUCAUUACAGACCAUAAACAGUUCAGGAGGAAAAACGACUCUGGAUUACACUUGAUGCACUUGUUUAACACUGAUUGGUCCUUUGUUUAAAAGAGAACUGAUUGUACAUUGCUGUGGCACACCCUUCUUAACGGGACAAAUAGUUUGUGUUAUUCUAGUGGUUUUGGACAGCGAAGUCAAAAUCUAUAAAUGAAGACAAAAUACAUUUCUGAACUUCUUUUUAGCGUGUAUUUGCAUUUGUUCUUACUGAGAGUUAGAGAAGCUCAAGACCACUCGUGUACGUACGGUUAGUGUAAGCUAUUGCCAGCAGCCAGUUUGCGUAGCUUAGCACAGAAACUGGAAAAAGGGAGAAACAGCUAGUAUGGUUUUGUCCGACUCAACAAAAUCCACCUACACCUAAAAACUGUCAUGGUUUCAUGAAUAUUUCUUGGGCAGGAGCAGAGACUUUCUGGACUACCUGUUUCCAGUCUUUGUACUGAGCUAAGCUAAAUGGUUGCUAACAGCAGCUUCAGACUUAAUGUACAUAGAAAGACAUGCGAGCAGUAUCAAUCUUCUCAUCUAACUUUAAGCAAGAAAGCAAAUAAGCGUAUUUCCCAAAAUGUCGAACUAUGUCUUUAAGUAUGGUCCGCUGCAUUGACAGUUAUGACAGAGAAUUAAGUUAGAUUCUAUAUUGAGGCAUUAAUAGCAGUGAAUGUGUUGCUAGAUGUAUCUUUGACAUGAUCAUGGCCAUGGGGGACUUGGCUUGGGAACUUGAGGGUCGCCGGUUUGAGUCUGGUGUGACUGGUAGCGAAAGAGGUGCCAGUUGGCCUUGAGCAAGGCACUGAACCCCCAAACUGCUCCACGGGCGCCGUAACCUACUAUGGCCAGCCCUGCGCCAUGACUCCUCUGAGAAAUGCAUGUGAGAGGUAUCCAGGAGGGAUAUGUGAAGAGAUACAUUUCAACUGCCUCGUUUGAAUUUGCCUCGUGUAAAAAUGAUCAUGUGUUGAUUGACCAAUAAAGCAUCGUUCUUUCUUA
Molecule: messenger RNA, 2487 nt
Organism: Sander lucioperca (pikeperch)
Lineage: Eukaryota; Metazoa; Chordata; Actinopteri; Perciformes; Percidae
Product: gap junction delta-3 protein
Exons: 2
Coding region: 373-1239 (288 amino acids)
Biological process (GO): cell communication
Cellular component (GO): connexin complex
Source: RefSeq, a predicted model, not a curated record